This is a messenger RNA of Dimorphilus gyrociliatus, 2460 nucleotides long. Lineage: Eukaryota; Metazoa; Annelida; Polychaeta; Dinophilidae. The record is from the annotation of a GenBank genome assembly.
CUGUAAUAAAGUUAUUUUGUCUGUAAAGCCAACAAUUUCCGAAAUAUAUCAAUUGUUCGAUAAAUUCGUAUUAUAAAGUCAAAAAUCAACUAUUUCUUAAGUAUAUGCUAAUUCCUAACAAUAACAACUCAGCGACAAUAAACAGCUAAUUAGGUGUUUGUGCUUACGAAAGGAUAAUUCUAAUCUAUGAUUGUCCAUUCAUACUAUCAAUGAUAGAUAUGUUAAUAACAUACAACGUUUCUACUUUAAAAGCUCUUAUUACUAACAACUUGCUGAAAAUAUACUUUAUAAUAGAUUAUAUAACGUUUUUUGUAAACGUUAUAUAAAAAUACGUAAAAAAUAUAUACCUGCAUUACGCCAUUUUGCAGAUCAAUAUAGCAGUUUAUUUGACUUACAGAUGGCGUUCUGCAAAAAGGGAAUUGAAUAAACUGUGCAUGAAAAUUAUUAUAUAUAAAUGAGAUAACUGUCACGAUUAUUCCCAACCAAUAGUUUUAAGACAACUUGAAAUUUCAAACCAAUAAGCUGUUUGCAAGUGUCAUGGGUAAAAUGUUUCUAAAGAGAUACGUUGCUUUCUAGUAGACGUUCAAACUUUAAACGAUGAAUAUGCUACUAUUAUUUAGCAUCCUUUUCACGACAGUUUGUUCAGAAAGAAAAAUAUGGUUCUUAGAGGAGUUCAAAAAUGAUUCUUGGGAAAGAACAUGGAUUAAAUCAGACGCUCUUGGAGAAGCAGCCGGAGGUUUUGAGCUUGGAACUCCAGAGUAUUAUGGAGAUCAAGACAGAGAUCGAGGCUUAAAAAUGAUAGAUGAUAACAAAUUUCAUGCAAUAUCAACACAUUUUACGCCCUUUUCCAAUUUAAAUGAAACGUUAGUUAUUCAGUAUCAAGUAAAGUUUGUCGAAGAUAUCGAGUGUGGUGGGGGAUACAUUAAGCUAUUUCCAGCUACCUUAGAUCACAGAGCCCUUAACGGCUCCUCUCCUUAUUUUAUCAUGUUUGGUCCAGAUAUAUGUGGUCAGGAAACAAAAAAAGUUCAACUUAUUUUCCAUUAUAAGGAAAAAUAUCACGCAAAUAAGUACAAUAUUAGCUGUGAGAAUGAUGGAAAAACACACUUAUAUACAAUGGUUAUGUAUGCGAAUAAGACCUAUAAAGUGAAAAUUGACAAUCAAGUGAAGCACGAAGGAAUCUUAGAAGAUCAUUAUGCAUUUUUGCUUCCUAGAACUUUACCGGAUGAAAAUGCUACUAAGCCUUCCUACUGGGAUGAAAGAGAAUACAUAACAGAUCCCAAUGACACGAAACCCUCGGAUUGGGAUGAGAAUCAGUUAAUUCCUGAUCCAGAGGCUGAAAAACCAAAAGAUUGGGAUACAGAAAUGGAUGGAGAGUGGGAGCCACCUAUGCAAGAAAAUCCAAAUUAUAAAGGCAUCUGGAAACCAAGAGAUAUGAAAAACCCUAACUUUAAAGGAAAGUGGAAGAGACCCACUGUACCAAAUCCGCUUUACGCCCCAGAUCCUCAAUUACUGAAUUUUGAAGAAAUUGGAGGAAUUGGAUUUGAACUGUGGCAAGUAAAGGGAGGAUCCGUUUUCGAUAACAUAUUAUUAACAAAUGACGAACAAUAUGCCGAAGAGCAUGGGGAAGCUAACUGGAAACCAAUGUCUGAAGGCGAAGAUGAAAUGAAGCAAAAGAAAGAGGCUGAAGAAGCCAGUAAAGCUGAAGAAGAACAAGAGGAAGAACCAGAAGAGCCACCAGAAGAUUCAGAAUAUGACGAAAAUUACGAUGACUAUGACGACGAUUACGAACAAGGUGAUGCUAAUUAUGAUGAUGAGGAAGAAUCGCACACUGAUGAAGAUGAAAAAGAUAAAUGGAAGAGAAAGUUACCUUCAAAAGAGGAGGAAGAUGAAGAAGUAGAAGAGAUUGUUGCUGAUGAAGAUAAUGAAAAUGCCGAGGAUGAAGAAUCUGAUGGAAAGGGUAUUGGACAGAAGAAGGAAAAGAAGAGAAAGUUAUCCAAAAAAGGAAAAAUUUCGGACGAGAUGGAAAAUGAGGAAGCUGAUAAAGAGUCAGAAGUUGCUGAUGAGUCAGAGGAACCAGAAAAUGAUGCAGAAAAUCUUCCACCAGAGGAAGAAGAGGAAGAAAGGAGACGGCAUGGUAGAAGACGACGUCAGAUAAGAAGACCUAGAGGAGACCGAAAGAGAAUGAUGAAUAGAAGAAUGAGAGGCAGAAUGCCAAUGGGCAGGAGAGAUAGAAAUAUGAGAAGACUAAGACGAGAGAGAAUGAGAAUGCGACGAAAGUUAGGCAGGAAGAAGAGUCGUGAAGAGUUAAAAAAAUAAAAAGUAUUUAAAAUUAAAAUAAUUUUUAUGUCGUUUUCAGUUCUAUUUAAUGUUGUUAUUUUGGAGUUUUUUUUUAAUUAAAUAAAUUAAAUUAUUGUUUAAUCUUAUAUUAAAACUUUGACAAUAAAUAACUCUUAAAAGAGC